Molecule: messenger RNA, 4530 nt
Organism: Cottoperca gobio
Lineage: Eukaryota; Metazoa; Chordata; Actinopteri; Perciformes; Bovichtidae
Product: round spermatid basic protein 1-like
Exons: 8
Coding region: 97-3708 (1203 amino acids)
Cellular component (GO): nucleus
Source: RefSeq, a predicted model, not a curated record
UCCUCCGUGCGUCGGCACGUAGCCCACUAAGCCCCGCCCCCGGCCUGGCUCUCACGCACCAGUUACGUCUGACCGUAAAAAAUAGAAACUUCCAAGAUGGCCGAGGCCGUGGACUCCAUGCAUUUCGCAGCAAACAGCAAAACAAAUUCCCCUAAACCCCUGAUAGCUAAACGGCCGCCGGAGAGCCGACCGCAGUCUUCCAGCGACAUUUACCCACCUCCCCCUAAGAAGGUCCGGGUGGAGGAGAAGGGCCUGAAGCACAGGAAACUGAAUGGAGAGGUGUGCGCAGGGGAAAAACACAACGGGAAGCAGAGUUGUGGGAGCCCAGCGAAAUGGAGUUUCGGCCCGGCCAAGGCGAGCCACUCCACCGCCGCCGCGGUGCCAGCUACUCCCGCUCGGAAAAUAUUCAAAAUCAGCAACUUCCUCGCAUCGCCUCACAAAGUGAAAAAGGCGAAAGAGAAACGACACAAGGAGAAGGAGAAAAGCAGUGAAGCGCAGCGGAGCUCAGCCGCUGGUGUGGAGAGAGUGAGCCCAGCUAGCUGCCAUACAAAGACCGAGAACGGCGACGUGAAAAUGCUACAGAGAGAUCACAGUGCAAAUGAGAAAGACGGAGAGAAGAAGAAGGAAAAGAGCAAAGAGUGGAAAAAUCACAAAUUGCCACCUGUACAUGACAUUGCAAGAGAAAACGGAGAAGUGAUUUCUCCACAGAAAGAGUCUGAGAAGCCCAAAGCUGGUUCUGAUGAAGACCUACUGCUGAAGAAACUCAAGAAGAAGAAGAAAAAGAAGCACAAAGAUGGUGAGCGGGUGAAGGAGAGACACAGCAGACCCAAAAUGUACCAUCGCUCAUGCCAGACAGUGUGUUCAGGAGUGUCUCUGGGUCCACCCGACUUCCUGGGUCGAGUUAAUGGAAACAACAGCAUUGACAGCAGCAGUCUACUCCACAACACCACAGCAGCAGCAGCACCACCACCACCACCACAACAACACCACCAGGAUCCUGCUGUUGCUGCCGCUACUUCCGCCUCCAUCUCCUCCAUGGUCAGGGACAGGCUCAGCUACAGCUCCCCGCUCCACUGCACCCCAGCGCCGGGCCUGUCAGGUCUGGAGUUUGGCCGUCUGAUCCACAUCGAGCAGCAGGCCAACGGCGGGGCGUCUGUGGCGCACGCCUACACUGAGCAGCUCUCCGGUCUGUCUGCGGCUGAGAUGCAGCGUUUCGCCCAGGAGUUUGUGACUCUGUCGUUCAGUGAGGACGAGGCCCAGGCUGCGUGUUUUGUGAUGGGGAUCAUCCACGGAGCUGCAUCCUACCUCCCAGACUUCCUGGACUACUUCUCCUUCAAGUUCCCCAAUGCGCCAGUAAAGGUGGAGGUGCUCGGGAAGAAGGACAUAGAGACAACAACCAUGGUCAACUUCCUCGCUCAGGUGAAGCGGACAUAUUCCCAGGGAACGUACCGUGCUGGCGCCAUGCGGCAGGUCAGUCUGGUCGGUGCUGUGGACGAAGAGGUUGGAGACUACUUUCCCGAGUUCAUCAACAUGUUAGAGGAAUCUCCCUUUCUGGAGCGGACUCUGCCCUGGGGAACGUUCUCCAGUCUGCGGCUGCAGAGCCCCACAGAGAGCGAUGACGGCCCUAUUAUGUGGGUCAGACCGGGAGAACAGAUGAUCCCUAUGGCAGACAUGCCAAAAUCACCCUUCAAAAGGAAAAGGUCCACCAAUGAGAUAAAGAACCUGCAGUAUCUACCCAGAGCCAGUGAGCCCAGGGAGAUGCUGUUUGAGGACCGGACGAGAGCCCACGCUGACCACAUUGGUCAGGGGUUUGAGAGACAAACUACUGCUGCUGUAGGUGUGCUGAAGGCUGUGCGCUGCGGAGAGGACAGUGACGCUCCUGGCCGGAUCACCAAAGAUGUUGUGUGUUUCCACGCUGGAGAUUUCCCAGAUGUGGUCAUGAGGCUGCAGCUGGACCUUCACGAACCACCGCUGUCUCAGUGUGUACAGUGGAUCGAUGAUGCCAAGCUGAACCAGCUAAGGAGGGAGGGGAUCCGAUAUGCCCGAAUCCAACUCUACCACGAUGACAUCUACUUCAUUCCCAGAGGAGUUGUCCACCAGUUCAAAACUGUGUCUGCUGUCUGCAGUCUUGCCUGGCACAUCCGACUCAAACAGUAUCACCAACACGAAGAGAAGGAGGAGGUGAAGGAAGAGAAGUGUGCACCUAGAGAAGUACCACUUCAUAUCAAAGAAGAAGAAGAUGAAGAGGAGGAAGAUGAAGAGGAGGAAGAUGAAGAGGUGGACGAUGAAGAGGUUCAGGGGAAGGAGUGUGAUCCUGCUGUACAGACGGUGACGAAGUUGGAGGAUGAGGACUCCGAGGGAGGGGAGGAGCCACCCUCACAAACUCCGACACACAUUUUCAAGGAGGAAGAGCAAGAUAACAGAGCUGAGAUGAAGGGGGUGUCAUCGACACAGUCUCUACCUUUUGGCAAGAAGGAGAAAGAUGAAGGUGUUCUCACUCGCACACCAAUGGAGCCUAAAGCUGAGGAAGAUGAGAAAGAGAAAGGCAAGGGAGGGGGAGAUGGGGACACAUGCCAGGCACUGCAGAAGGGCCACGAGGAGGGUGGAGUAGACAGUUCAUCUUUAAAGUCAACGCAGCAAAUUAGGAAGGAGAAUUACGUGGAGGAAGAGAGGCAGCAAAAGACCACUGUACCAGAUCAAGGUCUAAAAGAGAAAACUAAAGAUAGUAUAAUGAGCACUUACAACACACUACACAUCAAAAAGGAAAAAGAGAAAGGAAAAAGAGAGAAAGAUGACAAGGAGAGGGUUAAAGAUAAGGAAAAGAGGGAUAAGGAUAGGAGUAAAGAGAAGGAAAGGGAUAAAAAGGAUAGGGGGAAAGACAGGGAUAGAGAGAAGGACAGGGUGAGAGAGCAGGAGAAGGUUAAGGUCGAGGGAGGAAGAGAGGGUGGUACACCGACGCAGCCAUUGCAGCAGAUGAGGAAAAAAGAGGACGAGGAGCGGACAAGAGAGGGCAGUAAAGCCUCUCAAACUUCCAUGCCUGCACAGAGAGACGAGAAGUGGUCCAAGGAGUGGGACUCAAAGACACAACCCCACGUCAAGAGAGAGAAGGAGCACGAUAAAGACAGGGGAGGAUCACAGGGAGCGUCUCACUUACGGCCAGACAGAGAGGAGGCUCGAGACGCCUGUUCGCAUAAACACAAGUCUUCACACGGGAAGAAGGAGAAGAGCGGGCACAGGGAGGGCAACACGUCGAGUAUGCAGGGGGCAAAGUCGGGGAGAGAAGACGGAAAGACGGGAACUCCAAAACCUGCAAACAUUCAGGUUAAAAAAGAUGGAAAGAAGGAUAAAGAUGUCAACAGUAAAGAGGAGAGGAAGAAGUCUGCCUCUUGUCCUGCACCACCAGAACACAAACAACCACGGACGCUCAUCACCUUUGACCUCUUUAAGCCGAUGGAAGCGCACCAAACUCUGGCCCUUUCUUUCACAGACAGUCGGCCUAAGACGCACCACCACAGUGACUCUCGAGGCUCUUCCUCUAAGCCCGGAUCUGACAGUCGGACAGUUGUGCCCUCUAAAGGUACAAAAGCAAAGGACACAGUGCAGGGAAAACCUGCCACACCCCUGCAGGACACUCGGCCACAACAGCACUUGUUAAAACAGCCCCUUAAAACACACACACCGCAAACACAGAAAGACUUCUUAAUAUGAAUGUCUAGAUGUCUAGUCUUCUUUUUUUACUGUACAACUUACGCCAAGGCUUUGUUUAAAGUAUUUGAAAAUGCAUCCUUCCUUCAGACACCAACUGGUCUUUCUAAUUUGUAAUCGGGGAGCGGGGUGCAUUCCAUUUCUUUGCUGACACAGCCACAUUACUCCAGUGACAUAGUGAAAAGAGGAUGCACUCCCAAGUAUUUUAUCAGUGCCUAAGAAUGUAAGCUAAGUAGCUCACUUCACGUUUGUUAGCGAAUGUAUGUAGGCUCUAUAUAAAAUGUUAUGUGACCCAUGUGUCAGUGCCUGUGCACUACUUAGCUUCGCUCUUAAAGCACCUAUUUUAGGUACUGGACUAGCCAAUCUGAAAACAACCAUCUUUACUCCGUGCUAUAGGAAUUACGUUCAUGGUUUGGGACAUUACAGUAAGACACCGAGCUCCUGCUGAAAUGCUCUUUGCCAUGUUGCUUUAGUCGAUGGGGUUUGUCGUUUAUAACACUCCAAAAUCGGAGCAAGUCGUUGUUUUCAGACUGGACGUUGUUUGACUCACACAGGGCUGUAAAUGAUACUGUAUGUACCAAAACUGUACAGUAUAGAUGUUAUUAGCACCAAUGUGAGAAAAUGUAUACAGAAAUUGCAUAUAUUUUUUGUAAGACAAGUUUUAUUUUCCAUAGAACUUAUUUAUAUCAUUUACUGUCUGUUUUUAUUUGAAAUCAAUAUAUGUGAAAAUUUUGUUGUAAAUACAUUUUAUUUCCUAAGAUAAGACUUGGUAGUGUGAUUUAUACUCUGAUCAGAACCUCUCAAUAAAUGGUUCAAAAAUAUGGA